Molecule: messenger RNA, 426 nt
Organism: Linum trigynum
Lineage: Eukaryota; Viridiplantae; Streptophyta; Magnoliopsida; Malpighiales; Linaceae
Source: the annotation of a GenBank genome assembly
AUGGCUUACCACACCAGUAAAAUUACCGCAGCAUCACUAAUGGCGACAGCUAUUAUUGUUCUACUAGCCGGCGGGGGCCAAUUGCGCACUUCCCUUGGAGCUUCGCUUUGCGGCAACACUCCGGCGACAUAUCAGGAGAUGUUCGCCAGUAAUGUGCAUAGCCUUGUUGACGAUCUGGUCCAGUACACCACAAGCGUGCUCCCAGAUGAAUUCACCUACAGCCGCACGGUUCCAAGUUUUGGCGGUCCUGGUUCCGUUUCAGGCACUGGCACUUGUUAUGAUCAAGGAGCCAUAACUGCUGCGGAUUGCGCCAACUGUCUCUCUGAAUUGCAGCCGUAUUUGGAGUUAUGCGCACAGUACUUUUCUUCCGGGGGAGCUUCCUAUGACGGAAGGUGCACGAUUCAAUUCCAGGAAAAUUUACAGUAG